Balaenoptera musculus (blue whale) is the source of this 1224-nucleotide messenger RNA. RefSeq names its product chromosome 15 C16orf89 homolog (gene C15H16orf89). The record is from RefSeq and is a predicted model, not a curated record. Gene Ontology annotation, cellular component: cytosol; membrane. The coding region runs from base 1 to 1089 and encodes 362 amino acids. NCBI's taxonomy places the organism in Eukaryota, Metazoa, Chordata, Mammalia, Artiodactyla, Balaenopteridae. The transcript is spliced from 8 exons.
AUGUCCAGCCCAGGGCUCCUGCUCCUCCUGCUCUUGUUGCUGUCACCCCGGCCACUGCAGCCCUCCUUGCUGCCACCGCCGGACACCCCAGAGGGCAAGGCCACCAUCACGGGCCUCAUCCUCUCUGCGCUGGAGAGAGCCACGUCCUUCCUGAAGAAGAGGCUGCCCGAAAUCAACCUGGAUGGCGUGGUGGGCUUCCGGGUGCUGGAAGUGCAGCUCAAAGGCGUUCAGGAGAAGUGGGCCUGGGACCCCCAGGUGCAGCCACUCGGCCUGCGUGCAGGGAAGCUGGCAGAAAAGCUGGCUCCUCUUCUCCACAGAUCCAUCUUCUACCUCAACCUGAGUGACCCGAAGUACCUAAGAGAGUUCCAGCCAGCCAUUGAGCCUGGGUUUUGGAAGCUCCCGCACAUCUGGACCCGCACCAGGGCCUCCAUGGUCUACUCCACGUUUGAGCAGCAGGACUCCUUCUCAGAGGAGCACAGUGACCUGUGCCUGGUGCAGCUGCUGGGAACCGGGACAAACAGCAGCCAGCCCUGCAGGCUCUCCGAUUUCUGCAAGACCCUCAUGACCAGGCCCGGCUGCUCUGGUUACUGCCUGUCUCACCAGCUGCUCUUCUUCCUCUCGGCCAGAAUGAGGGGAUGCACGAAGGGGCUGUUCCGCCAGAGCCAGCGCUACAUGAACCUCUUCUGUGCCAACAUGAUGGACCUGAACCGGAGAGCUGAGGCCAUCGGAUAUGCCUACCCCACCCGGGACCUCUUCAUGGAAAACAUCAUGUUCUGUGGGAUCGGUGGCUUCUCCGACUUCUACAAACUCCGGUGGCUGGAGGCCAUUCUCAGCUGGCAGAAGCCGCAGGAAGGAUGCUUUGGGAAGCCAGCUGCUGAAGAUGAAGAAUUACCCAAAGCCAUUCAGUACCAACAGCAUCUUUUGAGAAGAGUGAAGAGGCGAGAAAAACAAUUUACAGAUGGCUGCUCUUCCCACAACACGGCCAUGGCUGUCGCGGCCCUGGGUGGCUUCAUCUCCGUCCUGGCGGAACUCCCGCCAGCAGAUGGAGAGCUGCGGCCGCCCACACCGACACCACCCAGCAGCCACUGACAAGGAUGGUUCCACGCCUGCCACCCGCCAGGAAGGUGAAACGCAUGCCUUUCAUCAUUCCUUCCUUAGUCCUGGGGCCUGGGUCUCACCCUGAGAAGGAGGCAGCCGAAGCAAAGCAAUCCAGUGUCAUCCCCU